UAUGCAAACUUUUUAGUGCGACAUUUUUUUAUGCACUGCGAAAAUAUUUCUGUUGCGAAAGAAACACGUAAAAUAUCAACGUUUUUCCUUACUUCAUUAGUAUUGUCAUAGUUAAAGUUAUUUAUGGAUCCUGUUUAAAAUUCAUUAAAUGUGUGCUGUGCAAGUAUUAGCUGCUGAUGCUCCAAAACAGUUAAUUAUGUACGUGAAUGCAAUGACAAUUCUUGUUCACACUGUUUCGCUGACAGCUGCGAUAAUUUCGUAUUUAAAUUCCACACGAUCUCGUAUAGAUUUUAUCUUAUACGAAGCAAGAUUUUAUCACAAAAAUACUGUGAAAUCGCUCGUAAUUAUGCGCUUUAAAUGCAUGGAACGAAUGCUGGAGGCCGCUUGCUCAAGGGAUAGCCUUAAUAGGUGAUAACGGGACAUUCUCCAAGAACGAGCGAGACGGCAUAUGCGUUCGGAAAGCUGCGCGCGCGCACUUCUCCGGUGGCGCCGCCGCGCGUCAGUUCCCGGCAAAUAUUUUGACGUAGCGGACGUGUUUUUAGUGUGUUUUUGAAAUUUUAUAUUCGAAACAUAAAGUGGAUUUAGUGUUUGUGAUGUGUAGUGUUUAGUGUUGGGUGACUGAUGGGUGUUGGUGGGUUUGGUGAGGUGUGUGAUGCGCAUGCGCAGUUCAAACAUUGUUGAUUGCAUUGUAUGUGUCGAGGUGAUUGUGUUUGGUAUUGUACGCGACUGGAUAUGUUGUACUGAACAACUCAGAAUUUGAUGGAGUGAUACCGCAUGGGGCUAGCCGCUGCGCUGCUGGAGGCGGCGGCGCGCGGCGAUGCGGCUCGGCUCGCGAGCCUACUGCACGCUGACUGCAGCGAGAUCGACGUCGUUGAUGAGAAUGGUUGCACGGCAUUGCAGCGAGCUGCGGCUGACGGACACGUGGAGGUGGUGCAAUUGUUGCUGCAACACGGCGCCGACCCCAACAAGCAAGACAACUUGCAUGGCAAUACCGCGGCACACGAGGCUGCAUGGAAGGGCUACUCGCGCUGCGUGUCGCUGCUGGCGCACGGCGGCGCCGAGCUGCGCGCCAGGAACGCGGGCGGGUUCGCGCCGCUGCACCUGGCGUGCCAGAACGGACACAACCAGUCCUGCCGCGAGAUACUGCUGGCGGGCGCACCGCCAGACUUGCAGAAUAAUUAUGGCGACACGUCACUGCACACGGCGGCUCGGUACGGCCACGCGGGCGUCACUCGCAUCCUCAUCUCAGCACAAUGUCGCGUCUCCGAGCAAAACAAGAACGGAGACACUGCCCUCCACAUCGCUGCCGCCAUGGGCCGAAGGAAACUAACGCGCAUUCUCCUAGAAGCAGGCUGCGACAAAUCCAUCAAGAAUCAGCAAGGAGAGACCGCUAGAGAUAUAGCCACAAGAAAAGGACUUGAAGAGAUCAUACAGAUAUUAAAUACGCCUGUUGCCAAACAACCUAAAAAGAAACAUCGGGAUAAAAGCAAGGAACGGACGAUAGACGAACCCGAUGAUGCUAAAAAGAAAGAAAAGGGUAAAGAUAAAAAGAAGAAGAACGUGCAUUUUGAGACGCCGCAAGUUCAAUGGUCCCCUUACGGUUGCCAUUACUACCCCGACCCUAAAUACUUCCCAAAGCCUAAGUUGAGCUCGCUUCCCACCGAACCCCUUAGAAAAGGCGAGCAAUAUUUCUUAGACUUGGCUGGUAAUAUAAAGAAGGGACCUAUCGGGGCAGGAUACACUUGCUACUGUGCGCCGUUCUUCAAACACAUGGAAGACAAGUUGAACGAGGACAAGAAAGAUCUGAAGAAGCAUAUAGAUCAAGCACAUGAGAGACUGGAUCAGAAAGUCACAGAUCUAGAGAUGAAAACUCAAGGUCAAAUAUCAGAGCUAACUAGAUUUGUAGCGGCUGAAAGAGCUUUGUGCAAAGAAAGGCAUAAACAUUUGGAGCAAUGGUUGACUCGAGGCAUGAUGUUCAGAGCUUCAGAGAGAGUGAAGAAAUUAGACUUCAGUCCAAAAGGUUCGUUAGAUAUUCCUCCUUUAAAACGAACGAGGAGUUUGGAGCUAUUGGACACCGAAGAAUGGAGCAAAGUAAAUCGAAUCAUAACGAAUUUUAAUCAAAACGCUGAACACUUCGGGAAUAAUGCCAAAGACUUAAAUGAUAGCAAGGCUACAUCGAAAAGUACUGAGUUAUUAGAUACGAGACGAUCACCAAGUCCUAGAAGAAGGUAUGUGAUGAAAAACUCGAAAAGUACCGACCACCUGGACGCUGGACCUAGUAGACUGUCACGACCACCUCAAGCAAUGCCCAGUUCUGUAGACCAAAGCCAUAUGCAAAAUGUUACAGCAGAAAUCCACGUCAAGGCUAAUAAAGUUUCGGUUUCGCAGUCACCAUCCUCGAUAGAAGUUCAGACCUACAGUCAGAGAUAUGUAUCACCUAGUCGACACACAGAUUCUAAGUCACCUAACAAACCCAUCGAUUCAGAGGAUAGAAUACAAAGGGAGCAAGUGGUCCCUUUGUGGAAGAGCCAAGUGUUGCAACGAACAGCAGAUGAUAUAAGAAAAAGAAAUGUCCCUGACAAGGAUAUAUCAGAAGUUCCUAUGAGAAACCCUAAGCCGUUAGAUAUCUCUCAAGAUGGUUACGUGAAGCUACGAAAGCAAAAUUAUCAAGAGCCCGAAAAACCAAGGAAAUCCGUACAAGAAUUAGUAGCGCAAGUAGAGCAACAAAGAUCAAAAUCCCCUGAACCGAUGUUAAGAAAACCACCCACCGAAAUGCCCGAACCUAUCACACAACCUCCCGGAAUUUUGAAAAUGCCGCAACAGCCUCAGCGGCCAGCGCCUGUACUAAAAGAGAAACCACCGAAAAGCAAACGAUUUAGUUUGCACAAUCUCAUUCCAUUCCCAACAAGGAAGACGUUCCAAAGUCCACAAAAAGAAAACGGAAACAACUCUGAAAGUAGUGAUGAAGAAGACAACCCCAUAAGAAGCUCAGUACAACCGGGGCCGAUGAGGAACUCAAACUUACUGCAGACUUUACCACUUCCAAACUACGAGACGAUGUCAACCAAAUCUCAAUCUCCCGCCACAAUUCAGAACCACUACGAUUUACGGUCAAUGAUUCCUAAAGAUGCUUAUUUUCACGAAAUACCUAACCGACAACAGCCUUACUUGGAGAACGGGCUUCCAAUACCUCAAUAUCCACAAGCGCAAUACGACUACAACCAAUCAGGCCUUCCAUCACAAGUUCAAGCGAGGAAUAGGAAUCCUUUAUACCACCACCAAACCGGAGUGUUUGAUGCGAUGAUGCAAGAUCAUAUUUUAAGGGAAAUGGAGCGGAUGCCCCAUUGCUACAGCGAGCAUUUGGAUCAAAACACUGAAGUGGAGAUCGCGAACCAGAAUGAUCACUUUCGUGGCGUUUACUACGAUAACCGUCCAUCAAUGUACCCACGAGGAAACUUGAGGAAACCGGCUCCAGACCACAGUUUACUGCACAGCAGACUACAAUCUCUGGCCAUCAACACCCAUUUGACCGAAACACAAAGCCAGACGGAUAGGGAUUCUCAUAAUGACUCUGGAUAUAGUACAAAGGUGUAUGGCAGUUCUCAAGGACCGUCUCCAAGCUUGUCUGGACAUGUUGAAGACAAUCUGUCGGGGCAGAGGGUUAAUGUUAGUGGAGGAAAGGCGAUGGGGCAGAUCGGAGCCUCUAGCUUAGUGUGAAUACUCGUGAAAUAGUUUGUUUCCAACUCUAAAGUACCCAUUUGUAUUAAUUUUCGUUCGAUAUCAAAAUAUUGUUGAUAAAUCUUGUGCCUUGAAAUUUGAUGUUGUAGUGUUAUCAUAAUGGUGAUAGCUUUAGGAAUUAAAACUGUACCCAGAUGAUAUGGACUACGUUAUAUGAACAGCAAUAGAUUCAGAAUAUGCCUAAACAGACAAGUUCUAUAUGAUUUUAGAACGUUAUGAGGUGGAUGCCGUUAAAAUCAACCUCUGUUUUCACUUAGGAGAAGUUUCUCUCACUUCCCCAUUCGAAAUUCGAAUCCGUAUCUGUAUAAAAAUGAAAAUAUAUCGAUAUCUAUACUAUGUGCCUAUAUGAAGUGCCUGUACUGAACAAUCGAUUCAUCGUGAAAGUAAAAUAUGAAAAAAAUACGUGCAAACUAUUCUCUCAGCACAUUUUAAUACCACAAAAGACUAGCUUUUAGCACGUACUUCUUUUAUCAUUGGGCAAAAUCCAAUAAAAUUCAUUAAAAUACUCAUAAAAGUAAUAUGUCGUGGUCAUAAAUAAUGCUGCCUAAGUCACUAAGUUUUUUAAACAUAAACACAGACAAACAUAAUAUAAAAUAAAAAGUACAAAUUUAAUUUAGAUUCUAUAAUGAUGCCAUGUAUCACAAUAUUGUUAGUUACUUUGAAAUUAUUUUAAUUGUAUGUAAAUAAGUAUAAUUAAGAUUCGAGUGUGUGUAUUUUUUAUGUCCAGAAAUUUUAUAAAAUUCAGAUUGUCAAAAAAAUAUGAUCAAGUAAUGUAUAUGAAUAAAAAUCACAUAAAUGUAUCUAUAGGUUUAUGCAAUGGCGCCCUAUUAUUAUUUCUGGUCACGUGUGUACAGCCGAUCUAUCUUUAUGGCCUGUCUGAAGUUAUCACUUCACCCUUAAACUCUCCUGUAGGAGAAAAUAAAUGUUCACCUUAUACCGCAAACUAUUUCAUUAACCAUUUUAUUGUUUACGAAAAAUCAACUUUUUACAUGCAUCAAAUGCAUCGUUCGGAAUCUUCAUUUCUCUUGAAUCAGCACAGCAUCCAUGAAAACAAAACUUCAACCUCACUCGUGACUAACAUCAGGCCAUAAAGAUCAAUAUAAGUUGUACUUCUAUUUUACUGAAUAAUUUUACUUUAACUUUUAAUUGUAUAAUAAUGACUUGUAAAAAUGCUUAGCGCGUUAUGUAGCCACGCAUUUGUAUGUUUAUAUGAAAUAUUUCUAUUUAUUUAUAAUUUGUACUGACUGAAUGAUUCAAUCUAAUAAAAUGCACUUUUGAAGUGUCCACACCUUA
Manduca sexta (tobacco hornworm) is the source of this 5031-nucleotide messenger RNA. RefSeq names its product protein phosphatase 1 regulatory subunit 12B (gene dgo). Lineage: Eukaryota; Metazoa; Arthropoda; Insecta; Lepidoptera; Sphingidae. The record is from RefSeq and is a predicted model, not a curated record. Gene Ontology annotation, molecular function: protein binding.